CAAUUAUGCAAUUUUCCGAGGAGAAGCACACCACUGUGCACCAUUGGCAUUGAGCUGUGGACAGUGGGUUCCCUGCGAAUCGUAGUAUUAUACCACCUCCUCACUCUCCUGCAGAAAGGUCUUCGACAACACUCUGUGUCGGCCCUCCCAACUCCAUGGCUCUGAACUGGACUGGAAUUGCUUAAGUGCAAGUCCUUGUUUGUGGAGACGCCGCUGCAAUGCUGUGUGCAGUGGAGACUUUACAUUCCCUGUCUCAGUGAAGGGGCAGGACUAGCGAUCAAGCUGCUGCUUUUAAUGGUCGCACAAGACAGUAAAAUCAGAGACUUCUGCCUGAAAGGCUUUCUACUUGAGAGGCCACCUUAACUGGAGUCUGCAAGACCAUUGAGCAGCAUUCCUCCCAGCCUCUGGCGCACCAGAGAGGCCGCCAUGGAACAAAAGGAAAAUGAAAAACCACCAUAGAAGAAAGCGGGCUUCUCGCAGGCGAUUCCGCACGUGUUCCUCCUCUCAGUGCCCGCUGUAAUUGGUUUGACGUUCUUCAAUGGCACCCUCUUUGGAUACCACCCGACUCUGAUGUCAAUUGGGUACAUGGCCCUGCUUGGGGAGGGCAUCUUACUGGCAACCGGAGCGAAAGGAAAGGAUCGAGACUUUUACCUGUGGCUGCACAGCGUGUGCCAGGUGGCGGGAGCGGUGGCCAUCUUUUGCGGGCUGCUGGCCAUCCUGCAGAACAAGUUUCAGUUGGGCAAGCCCCACUUUGUAACUUUGCACGCACGGCUCGGCUUGGGGACGCUCAUCAUUACGGCGCUCGCCGCCACCGGGGGCCUCCCCGACUUCUACGGGCUUCCCCCCUCGUGGCGCAAGUUUCAAACGCUCGUCAACCGAACCCAUCGACGAAUUGGGCGGGUCGCAUUCGGCGCCGGGCUCCUGACGAUGGUCACGGGUCUUCAGACCUUCAAGCCUGCUCACCCGCUCCACAAGGGCUUGCUGACGUAUGCAUGCGCAGCGGGAGUCGCGGGCGCAGCCAUCGUGGUCUUCAGCAAGAGCGGGCUAAGUCGAUAUAACCGGAAGCGGUUGCUCGGCAGUUUAUGGGGAAAGUCGCCAAGGACCGUGCCAUAAGCGCCGCCUACGAGGUAACGAGAAAGCGCGACAGAAUCUCAAAUCUGCCCUAAGCAGAUGGGAGUCGCCGAAACUUACCAUAACAUAUUGUCGCAUACAUGUCGGCCUGCGUCAAGAUCAAGCACAGUGGGCACGAAUGGGGCUAUAAUAAGCACGGUUGUUUUGAACACGUCUUUUGCAAAGUCAAUUAAUCGAGGUGAGAUUUCGAGGCAGCUCUCGGGUUGUUCCCGAGGUGAACUGAGUAGGUACAAUUGACAGUGGGUUCUUGGAGUGUCU
This is a messenger RNA of Klebsormidium nitens, 1389 nucleotides long. The record is from the annotation of a GenBank genome assembly. NCBI's taxonomy places the organism in Eukaryota, Viridiplantae, Streptophyta, Klebsormidiophyceae, Klebsormidiales, Klebsormidiaceae.